Molecule: messenger RNA, 2229 nt
Organism: Pygocentrus nattereri (red-bellied piranha)
Lineage: Eukaryota; Metazoa; Chordata; Actinopteri; Characiformes; Serrasalmidae
Gene: cav1
Product: caveolin 1
Exons: 3
Coding region: 374-820 (148 amino acids)
Biological process (GO): negative regulation of protein tyrosine kinase activity; negative regulation of endothelial cell proliferation; caveola assembly
Cellular component (GO): perinuclear region of cytoplasm; Golgi apparatus; caveola
Molecular function (GO): protein kinase binding; molecular adaptor activity; transmembrane transporter binding
Source: RefSeq, a predicted model, not a curated record
GCGAGCCAGAGGGAUUUAGCAGCGUUAAACAGAGUGUAAUGGAGAAUGGAGUGAGGCUAAAGUGAGAGAGACUGGGGCUUUAGUGCUCUAGCGUUAGUGCUACUGUCAGGGUGUGCGUCUCUCUGAGGACUCCCAGUCCCAACACCUCCCACAGAGCUUCCUCUGGAAAGUCAUUGUAGCGCUUCGACAUACAAACGCACAUCUGACUGCGCUUCAGACAGCAUGACUGGCGGACUGAAGGACGAGGAAACCGAGGUGAGGUGAUUUCUCUCAGCCGCAGCGCAGCAGCACAACUGCAGCAACGUUGCUGGAAUACAUUCACUCGCCGUUCAUCAGGAAGCAGGGCAACAUUUACAAGCCGAACAACAAAAGCAUGGACAACGACAGUCUCAACGAGAAGACCAUGCAGGACGUCCACACCAAGGAGAUAGACCUGGUCAACCGGGACCCCAAACACUUGAACGAUCACGUAGUUAAGGUGGACUUUGAGGACGUGAUCGCUGAGCCUGCAGGCACAUACAGCUUCGACGGCGUGUGGAAGGCCAGCUUCACCACCUUCACAGUCACCAAAUACUGGUUCUACCGGCUGCUGACGGCGCUGGUGGGCAUCCCGUUGGCGCUGAUCUGGGGCAUUUUCUUUGCCAUACUCUCCUUCCUGCACAUCUGGGCCGUGGUACCAUGCAUCAAGAGCUACCUGAUUGAGAUCCACUGUGUGAGCCAAGUCUACUCCAUCUGCGUGCACACGUUCUGCGACCCGCUCUUCGAGGCCAUCGGGAAGUGCUUCAGCAGCAUUCGCGUCACCACCACCAAGGUGGUGUAGGUGCAGAGAAAGUGAAGGAGGAAAGGGGCAGGGGUUUGGGGGCGGGGACAGGAUGGAAACUCAGAAGGAAGGGAAUAAAAAGAUAAACAAAAAAAAGAAAAAUGACCUUCAUGUUGAAGAGGUCCAUGCAUGGAGAGUACAGACAGGGUGGGCGGGGUUUACAGUGUCUCUAUGGUGCCUUAUGGUCACCCAUCUCUGUCUCACUGUCCAGAAUCUUUGUGUCCCUCCCGAUUGGGGUUGUCCACCAGGGGCAGAGGAUCUAUGAAAUUUUAUUAGGGAUAACCGUGUUAUGCUUGGUUUUUUUUUUUUUUUUUUAAUCACUAAAGGAGCACCAUAUCAGCCUGUCUUGUGUUUUAUUCUGCUUGCGUGGGCAACACAGCAAGUCUGUUGAUUUUCUGUUUUGUCCCUUUUUAUUAAUUCAUACUUUUAUUCAUUUAUCCAACCCAUAGUUCCAUAUUAAUGUCUAAACAAUGUCUUUGAUGUCUUUAUCCUUUUUUGCUAACAUGGAUUACCCCAUUUGUGUCACUAAAGUUUAGAAAAUUCUUUGUUUUUUGUGAUAAACUGAUAAAGUGGGCGUGCUCCUGCUGAUUCUGAGACUGCCCGCAACACUGCAUGCUGCCGUUGUUGUACCACAGUCCAAACGCGAGGCAAAAGGGCUGACCUCAGUGAACCUGGCGAAAACUUUGUCAACUCAGCAUAAGCUGACAAAAGAGACUGUACCUGCCGUUGGGUCACACGCUACUCUCUAACCAGUCAACAUGAAAACAAGGUUUUUAUUUUUUUGAGUGAGAGAGAGAGAGAGUGAUAGAACUCUCCCCACAAACUGCCGCUUGGAUCCUGCUACUUAGCUUAACCACACUUAAGAUAAAGACCAACUGAGGCCUUCCAGCGUCGGUGAAGACUGAGCUUUAGCAUAAAAGCACUAUAGCCUUUACAAGACACCAGCUUUUCUCUGCGCUCUCUGAAGAUGAAGUACCUUUUUAUCCGUCUUUUCAUUCCUAACAUUUUUUUAAAGCAGCUGAGGUGCAUAGUGACAACAUUUGUUUGUUUGUUUAUGUUUGUCUGUGUGAAAAACCUGAAUUAAGUGCCUGAAAAAAAAUAUAUAUUCAUUCUGCUUAUUUACUCAUUCACUGACGGACUCACACACUGGCAAAGACUGGCAAUAAACUGAAGUCUCGGGCCCCAGAGACUGCUGCUAAAACGGGGCGCCUUUGUUUUAUACCGUCAUCAAGAUCACUUCAACUCAUUUUUUGUCUACCUGCUGUCUGUGAGGAUGGUAAAGCGAGCGAUAUGUGCUUGAAUGAGUCUCUCGCCAUGAGGGAGGCUGUAUUAUUUUUUAUGAACCAAUGUUCUCCUUCUCUGCUUUUACUCUACACAUCACGCUGUGCACAUUAAAAAGUGAAAAGAAA